Molecule: messenger RNA, 471 nt
Organism: Fraxinus pennsylvanica
Lineage: Eukaryota; Viridiplantae; Streptophyta; Magnoliopsida; Lamiales; Oleaceae
Source: the annotation of a GenBank genome assembly
AUGAUUGAGGCAUUGGGGAAGGAGAAAGUUCAGAGUGGGGAUGUUAUUGCUAUUGAUAAGACCUCUGGGAAAAUCACCAAGCUUGGAAGGUCAUUCUCGAGGUCAAGAGAUUACGAUGCAAUGGGGCCGCAGACCAAGUUCGUGCAGUGUCCUGAUGGGGAGCUGCAGAAGAGAAAGGAAGUAGUGCAUUGUGUGACACUUCACGAGAUUGACGUUAUCAACAGCAGAACACAAGGAUUUCUUGCACUCUUUACUGGCGAUACUGGUGAAAUUCGAGCAGAAGUUAGGGAACAAAUUGACACAAAGGUUACUGAGUGGAGGGAAGAAGGGAAAGCAGAAAUUGUGCCAGUGAGGUAUCAGUGGUCGAGGGAGAUGAAGAUGAAGCCAAUGCCAUGGUUUCUUAAAGAUUUCCCUGGACACGAAUUGGAUCUUGUUCUAUGCAUUCUACUUUACGGCUGGUUUAAAGCCUAG